This is a messenger RNA of Vollenhovia emeryi, 369 nucleotides long. Its product is annotated as acrosin-like. The record is from RefSeq and is a predicted model, not a curated record. The transcript has 3 exons. Bases 1 to 369 code for a protein of 122 amino acids. NCBI's taxonomy places the organism in Eukaryota, Metazoa, Arthropoda, Insecta, Hymenoptera, Formicidae.
AUGGAUAACAAGACGACUGAAGACAAAAUAUUGGCCGAGGCAAUGGCCAGGGCGGCGGUGUCGGAGAAGCAAGUGGACUUCGCGGCGCCGGCCCAAGUCUCUACAAUACCUCCGUUGCCAUUACCCUUGCCGUUACCCUUGCCUUUGGCUUUGCCUCCGCCACCGCCACCGCCGCCGUCAUCGCUCUCUCCGCCGCCGUCAUCGUUGCCUCCGCCGCCGUCACCACCGCCAGCGUCUUCAUCAUCAAGGACAACGACGCAAGAUGGCAUCGUGCUGGGCGCGGGCGCAACGAAGGGUGGAACAGCCGCGGCCGCGGCCGCGGUCGUGGCCGUGGCCGUGGCAGCGGCCGCAGCCGCCCCUACGCCAUGA